Molecule: messenger RNA, 1224 nt
Organism: Penicillium salamii
Lineage: Eukaryota; Fungi; Ascomycota; Eurotiomycetes; Eurotiales; Aspergillaceae
Source: the annotation of a GenBank genome assembly
AUGCCUCUGGGGAUCAACAAUCCGCUCCCAUCGUCGAUGGGCAGCGAAUGCAAGAAGGCCGCAAAGAUCUUGACAUCAUUUGUCGAUCCUAAGCAAGCAUUCGGCCCUGAUAAAGUCAUUCCCCCAGAAAUUCUGGCUGGCGCAAAGGGUCUCGCGAUUCUCACCGUUCUGAAAGCCGGAUUCCUGGGCUCUGGUCGAUUCGGCUCCGGUAUUGUCGUCGCUCGCCUUGCUGAUGGCACUUGGUCGGCCCCGUCGGCCAUUGCGACUGCUGGUGCUGGAAUUGGAGGACAAAUUGGAUUCGAGUUGACCGACUUCGUGUUCAUUCUCAAUGAUGCUGCUGCUGUCCGCACAUUCUCUCAAUUUGGAACCCUGACUCUCGGUGGUAACGUCUCACUGGCUGCUGGACCUGUCGGCCGAAAUGCCGAGGCGGCCGGAGCAGCCAGCACCAAGGGCGUCGCAGCCGUCUUCUCUUACUCCAAAACUAAAGGUCUUUUCGCCGGUGUCAGUUUGGAAGGUAGUAUGUUGGUAGAGCGCAAGGAUGCCAACGAGAAAUUGUAUCGCAGCCGCGUCUCUGCCAACCAGCUGCUCACUGGAAGCGUUCGCCCGCCCCCAGCAUCUGAUGCCCUCAUGCGCGUGCUCAACUCGCGCGCCUUCCAAGGAAAUUCGAGGGCCUACGGAGACGCUAUGUACAAUGACAUUCCCGUCUACGACGAUAGUCACGACGAUGUGGUUUGGGAAGGGCGCAAAGGCGAUGCUUACGGUCAAGGAAGCCGACGCAGCCGAGCAAACACAACCGACGAUGACUAUAGCUACCAGGACAAGCCGCGCCGCGCAAACACUUGGGCUGAUGAUGUUUAUGACCGGUCCCCUGGGGGUCUGGGACGCUCUGCAACAUCUCGGGCGCCUAGUGACGCAUAUGAUACGGGGCGCAACCGAAGCAAUACCGCCCCAUUCGAGGAGGACUACGUCUACUCAGAUCGCCGACCUACUCGCCCCACUGCACCCAAGCCUGUAUUUGGGCAAAAGACAGGCGCGGCUCAGCUGCGAUCAGACCAGGCCAUUGCUCUUUACACAUUCGACGCCGACCAGGAUGGAGACCUCGGGUUCAAGAAGGGUGAAGUCAUUACAAUCCUUAAGCGAACGGAAAAAGCAGAAGACUGGUGGACCGGCCGCGUUGGUAACCGCGAGGGUAUCUUCCCUAGCAACUAUGUCGAUGCCUCUUAA